Oncorhynchus masou masou (cherry salmon) is the source of this 2742-nucleotide messenger RNA. It is a transcript of the gene aqp7, whose product is annotated as aquaporin 7. The transcript is spliced from 6 exons. Gene Ontology annotation, biological process: glycerol transmembrane transport; water transport. Gene Ontology annotation, molecular function: water channel activity; urea transmembrane transporter activity; glycerol channel activity. Gene Ontology annotation, cellular component: basolateral plasma membrane; plasma membrane. NCBI's taxonomy places the organism in Eukaryota, Metazoa, Chordata, Actinopteri, Salmoniformes, Salmonidae. Bases 200 to 1114 code for a protein of 304 amino acids. The record is from RefSeq and is a predicted model, not a curated record.
AAGAGGGUGUGGGAGGGGAGAGGCCAUAAAAUACAAGCCAAAAGGAAGCGAGAGAAAUGGAAGUGGGAAGAGAAAGAGAAAGAGAUAUAAACAAGGCUGCGUGUCGAUUGCGAUUCUGAGGGUCGUAGCCCAAAUUCUUCCGGAUACCUUGACAACCUACAAAAGACUGCAAACUUGAGUGUGACUCUGUGGAAAUAAGAUGCAUGCGAUGGAGCAGGGGAGCGUUCAAGAGCAUGGAAGAAGUAGAAAACUCUCCAAGAUCUGGGUGAUAAAUGAACGUGUUCGAGUGGGACUCGCAGAAGCCCUCAGCACCUAUGUCAUGAUGGUGUUUGGCUUGGGCUCUGUGGCACAGGUCGUGACUGGACACGGUGCGUUCGGAGAGUACCUUAGUGUCAACCUGGGCUUCGGCCUGGGCGUGGCUAUGGGAGUGCAUAUUGGCGGGAGGGUCUCAGGGGCCCAUAUGAACGCAGCAGUAUCAUUCUCCAUGUGUCUCUUUGGUCGUUUGGGUUGGAGGAUGCUUCCCGUCUAUAUCCUCAGUCAGCUGAUAGGCUCCUUCUUGGCUGCUGGGACCAUAUACUCCCUUUACUAUGACGCCAUAUACCACUACUGUGGAGGGAAUCUGACUGUCUCUGGCCCAAAGGCUACAGCUGGGAUCUUUGCUACCUACCCAGCACCCUACCUCUCGCUUCAUGCUGGAUUCUUAGACCAGGUGAUCGGCACGGCCAUGUUGUUGCUAUGCCUGAUGGCCCUGUCUGACCAAAGGAACCAGCCUGCUCCAUCGGGGGGUGAGCCCAUCGCUGUGGGCCUGUUGGUACUGCUCAUAGGAGUCUCUCUGGGGAGCAACAGUGGAUACGCUAUCAACCCUAGCCGCGACCUGGGACCUCGAAUCUUCACCGCUAUAGCAGGCUGGGGGCCAGAGGUGUUCCGAGCAGGUAACGGCUGGUGGUGGGUACCUGUACUUGCCCCCAUGGUGGGAGGAGUCACAGGGGCUUCCAUCUACAAGGUCUUUGUGGAAUUGCACCACCCCUCCCCCUGUGAACACAGGAGGGAGAUAGAGGACGAGGCAGAGCCUUUGGAUAUGCAGAAAAACCUCAGCCCAGAGGUGUGUGUGUGAGGCACCCCAGCUAUGUGUGCGCACACUUGCUACACCCAAAGUAACUGGAGGAGGAUCCGAUGGAACAGAAACAUCGGCAAACAAUUGGGGAUGUUGUUCUGUGAGGACACUGACUGGACUGGUUACUUUCUCGAUGGUCCAAGUCCAAGUGACAGAAUGAAUUGUGAAAGUGAAACAACUGUGAAACAGAGCAUGAAUUCAGUUUGGCUCCCAGGCUAAGGAUGAAAGAGACCACCUCUAACAGAAGUCAAAGCUGCAUAUUGAAGUUGCCUGUAGGUACAAGUCUAGGAUCAGCUUACCCCUCAACCAAUAGAACUAUGGAGCCUUGAAACUGAUGACAAAAUGCAAGAAACUAUGUCAAAAAUGUAAUUGGUGCUCAUUACUCGUUUCGGUAUCAAAGCACAAUGCAGCACAUCUGAGGACACUGGAGGAAAUUUGGACUAAAAUGGCCAUCGGCAAUAACACAGGUUUAACCGAAACGAUUCUCAUCUGCCUUUAAUAGGAAAUACAUACAUCCAUAGACACAAAAGGGAAAUAAAUAGGAUCAACAGGAUGGCCUACAAGGCUUCACAGGGAAUAGCAGCAUUGCUAGAAAAAACAUGUCAGGCACGCACACACACACACACACAAACACACUCAGGAGAAGAAGCAUUUAUAGUGGUAUAAUACAUAGCUACCGUUUCCCUGCCAUUACUUACUUCAGAAGCCAAGCGCUGUAGCCCCAUUAGCUACCACAUAGAUCGUUAUCUUCAAUAUUCUGAAUGGUAGCAGCCAGAUAUGUUGCUUCCGGGCCCUUUUCACCCCACUCAAGAAACAAAUGCAGGGGAAACACUGCCAUAGCCCAUUGAAUAUGUAUUUUUUGGGGGGUGGGGGAGGGGAGGUUUCCUUAUCGCCUGCCCCCACUAUGCCUCCCUGAACUCCCCUGCCCCUUGGCAGUGCCCCCCACCCCUCCCUGGGCCGACUGUUUCUUCUUCGGGGCGGGCAGCUUUGCUUUGCCCCGGAAGGCUUUGCUGGGGUCCAGCUUGUUGACAGGCAGAUCUCCGGUGAGGUCGGCCAUACUGGGCUCACAGUGGAAACUCAGGGGCUGGUAGAGAGACGCCCACUGCUGUUGGGGAGAUAUAUUUGACACAAGCACAAUGGGUAAACUAACUAACCGAACAAAAACUCAUGGCAUUAUAUCCUACUGUUAAGAUGUACUUAUUUAGGUUUGCGUGCUGAGAGAAAUCUCUUUCAUGAGACGGACUUGUUUUAAACAUAUAUAACAAACCUUAUUGUUAAGUUGUCUAAUCAAAAAGUAUAGCUACACAUUUAUAAGUUGCUUACUACAGUAUAACUCAUUUUAGGAUACACUGAAAUUACUAAAAUACUAAUAUUUUUUUGUGAGACCUAGUCAAGGUAGGGCAGGGCAAUGAAACAAAUGCACUUAAUGACCCAUCCAUUGGGUCAGAGCUUGGGGGUCAACAUACAACAUACCUCAGUCAAAACAUGUUAGUUUUAGGCCCUGACUUAUUUGUUUUAGCUGAUGUGGCCAGAAAGUGAUGAUACAUAGCCUAACUGGGGUAUGUUAUGUUUGACCUGACUAUAUAUUGUACAUUGAAAGAAACAAUACAAUCUGUGUUUACCUUGUA